Molecule: messenger RNA, 2985 nt
Organism: Monodelphis domestica (gray short-tailed opossum)
Lineage: Eukaryota; Metazoa; Chordata; Mammalia; Didelphimorphia; Didelphidae
Product: interferon-induced protein with tetratricopeptide repeats 5
Biological process (GO): defense response to virus
Cellular component (GO): cytosol
Molecular function (GO): RNA binding; protein binding
Source: RefSeq, a predicted model, not a curated record
UCUCUCUCUCUCUCUCUCUCUCCCCCCCUCUCUCUCCCUCUCUCUCUCCCUCUCUCUCUCUGUCUUAUAAAUACAGGAUACAGGAGGUGGGAUAUUUAAGUCUGGGCCAAUUCAAAUUCAAUCCCACUCUUGAGAAAAACCAUGACAAGCACGAAAUCCACUGGAAAUGUCUCCAUGGCAACAUCUUUAGACAGGGAAGAUGGAUCUUGGACUAGCUGAGGCAAAUAUCGGUUGGCCCCUCAGCUCUUUUCCGACUCUUCCCCAGCUUCAACUGACACUUGUAAAUUUCGCGAGAUAACCAUAGCCUCGCACUGAAACUUGCAAUGGAACACUUGCUCCCUUAAGUUAGCUUGUUUCUUCUGAGCAGCGGCAGGGCCUCUGACAGCCCUCUGCCCAGAGCUCGCCACUCUCGCGUCAGAUUCCACCCACCCCCCAACAGGAUCCAGCUCACUUGGGAAGCAGUCUCACUUUCCGGUUUCCGUUUUUUUCCACGUUGCUCAACUUUAAACAAACAAUAAGAAGUAUUUUUUUUUUUAAGGCCAGAACAGCAACAACAACAAAACUCCCAAAAAUUGAGUCAGUAACUUUCGUAGCUGAGAAACUGCGCGACGCAGCAGCCCGAAGGGCGGAGAAGGGAUCCUGGGGCCACACUCAUUCUGCAGCUACAGACCAGCUCCCAGCCAACAUGAGUCAAAUGCCUAGGAAUUCCUUGAAAAUUAUUCUGAGGCAGCUGAAAUGCCACUUUACAUGGAACUUGCUGAAGGAAGACAUUGAUCUACUUAAUCUGGAAGAUACAAUAAUUGACCAGAUUGAAUUCCUUGAUAUGAAAUCCAAAGUCACCCUUUAUAACCUCCUGGCCUAUGUCAAACAUCUAAAAGGUCAAAAUGAAGAGGCCCUGAAAUGCCUAAGACACGCAGAAGAGAGAAUUCAGGUGGAACAUGCUGACCAAAUAGAAAUAAGAAGCCUUGUGACCUGGGGAAAUUUUGCCUGGGUCUACUAUUACAUGGAAAGAUUUCCCAAAGCCCAGUAUUAUGCAGACAAGGUGCAGAAAGGUUACCGGAAACUGCCCAAUUCAUCCCGCUAUAAGAUCGAGUGCCCGGAAGUUUAUUGUGAGGAAGGGUGGGCUCUGCUAAAGUGUGGCAGGAAGUAUUAUGAAAGGGCCAAGGCAUGUUUUGAGAAGGCCCUGAAGAUAGAACCUGACAACCCCGAGUUUAAUUCUGGCUUUGCCAUCGCAGCCUAUCGUCUAGACGAUAAGGAAUAUUCGUGUCAAAGGGUGUCAUCUCUUGACCCUCUCCGACGAGCGGUUGAACUCAACCCGGACAACACAUUUGUCAUGGCCCUUCUUGCCCUGAAGCUUCAAGACCUAAAACAGGAAGCAGAAGGAGAACGCUACAUCAGGGAGGCCUUAGAGAAGAUGUCCUCUCAGCCAUAUGUCCUUCGCUAUGCUGCCAAAUUUUAUCGGAGACAAAACUCCCCCAGCAAAGCCCUGCAGCUGUUAAAAAUCGCCUUACAGGCUACACCCACUUCUGCGUUCUUACAUCACCAGAUAGGCGUUUGCUACAAAGUCCUGAUGAUCCUGGUGAAACAGUCCACCAAGAAACGACCCCGGGAAAAAGAGAAAGAGAAGCGGGAGCUGAUUCAGUCAGCCAUCUUUCAUUUUCGAGCAGCCAUGGAACAGAAUUCCAUGUUUGUGUUUGCCUAUACAGACCUCGCCAACAUGUAUGCCGAGGCUGGUCAGUAUGAGAAGGCAGAAGAUGUAUUUCAAAAAGCGUUUCACCUGCAGCACGUGACAGACGAAAACAAGCAACAGGUCCAUUUCCAUUACGGUCGCUUUCAGGAGACUCACCGGAAAUCAGAGGAUGUCGCAAUCUAUCAUUACUUGGAAGGCGUCAAGAUAAAAGUAGAGUCUUCUAUUACCUCCAAACUGAUAAGUGCUCUGCAGAGACUGGCCACGCGGCGCCUUUACGAGAAUGCCGUGGAUGUAAAGAGCCUGGGCGCCCUGGGCUUCAUUCACAAGCUCAAGGGACAAAAGAGACAAGCCAUCGAGUGCUACGAGAGAGCCCUGAAGCUGGAUCCUGAGAACGGGGACUUCAUCAGUGCCCUGUUUGAGCUGCGGCUUUCCUUUUGAGCUUCCCAGUUGGUGCUGAAGAACAUUUAGGAGCUUUGUUCCCAAGAUGAAAUGAAAAAACCAGGCAAGCCUAGGAAGUGUCAGGACAAAAGCCUUCGCAUUAAAUGGGGAGCUGGUGACUCGAUACAUCCCCUAUUUGAGCUGAGGCAUUGUCUGAAUCCUCCAGUUUGUAGCAUGAACGCUAAAAAAAAUUUUUAGGUUCACAGAAGAAUGUGAUAUUUCUUGGGGUAGCAAUGGUAGCACAGUGUAUGGAACACCAGGCCUGAAGUUUGAGGACCUGGGUUCAAAUAUGACCUUAGUCACUUCCUAGCUAUGUGACUGGAUAAGUCAUUUAACCCUAGUUACCUAGCCCUUGCUGCUCUUCUGUCCUAGAACUGACGCUAAGACAAAAGGAAGGGUUUAAAAAAAAAAAGAAAGUGAUAUUUGUGAUUAUCCUCUAUUAGGAGCAUAUGUUUCUACAGUAUGAACAUACAAAAAGACUAACAUGCAUGUAGUUUAGACAGUAGUUUAACGAUUUCUUUUUAGUUUCUUUCAGCAUGCAUUUGGAAAAAGUAAUUCUUGUAAUUAUAGAUUUGAAUAGAAUAGACUGUGGAACUUUAGAAGUUCCCUAAUACAAAAUGCUUUUUUCAUAAGGGAGGAAAUUGAGACUCAGAGAAAUCAAGUGAUUGGCUGAGCAAGAUAGUGACAGAGCCAGGAACCUGUUAACCCCCAGCCCAGUUCUCUUGUCCUGUGCCUGACUACCUUGCUCCUUAUCACUUAUAAUGACAAGAUCUGUGGGAUGAAAAAAUGCUGCUUAAUUCUGCAAUCUGUGCCUUGCAUAUUUCUUGUGUAAAUAAAACUGCCUUGCCAACACAAAA